AUGUCAAGUUAUAAAAGAAAAUCAGAUAGAAAAUUGGUAUUUACUGAAGAAAUUUUAAAAGAUGCAAAGGAAAGAAUACGCCGUGGGCAAAGUCAAAGAUCAGUUGCAGAGUCUUUGAAUGUCCCAGAAUCGACUCUUAGAAAAAGACUAAAAGCAGGCACUGUUCCUUGCUCUUUAGGUAGAUUUUCAAAUGUAUUUACUCCUGAAUUAGACAGUAACUUGGCAGAGCACUGCCGACGCUUGGAUUCAUGUUUUUAUGGUCUGACGAAGAAGGAGCUAGGAAGAGUCGCUUAUGAUUUAGCAAAUAAAAACGGUCUUAAUCAUAGAUUUAAUAAUGAUAAAAAGGAAGCUAGCAAGAAAUGGGUCGAAAACUUUGCCAGGCGGCAUAACUUCAGUCUCCGUCAACCUGAAAAAACAAACAAAUUUUCAACAUGGAUGAAACUGGCCUCCAGACAGUGCCAAACAAGUUACCUAAAGUUUAUGCUAAAAAAAGGCAAGAAAAUUGUAGGGAAAGUUGUGUCCGCAGAACGUGGACAAACAGUAACGGCUGUUUGCUGUAUGGGUGCUACUGGAAUAUUCGUACCACCUGCAUUAAUUUUUCCUAGAAAGCGGCAAAAACCCGAAUUGAUGGAUGGGGCUCCAGAGGACUCCCUACAGCUUGUAUCCGAUUCUGGUUAUAUGAACUCAGAUCUAUUUAUAAUCUGGCUCAAUCAUUUCAUUAAGAUGGUCAAGCCAUCUAAAGAUGAACCUGCUCUUUUGAUUUUAGAUAAUCAUUCAUCUCAUUUAAGUUUACAGGCUAUUGAAUUAGCUAGGGAUCAUGGAGUUGUUCUUUUGAGCUUAGCACCACACACAAGCCAUCGCAUGCAGAGUUUGGAUACAGGAUUUUUUGGACCAUUAAAAAAAGCUUAUGCAGUUGCAUGUGACAAUUGGCAAGUUUCAAAUCCAGGUCGUACUAUAACUCAAUAUCAAGUUGCUCGACUAUUUGGCACUGCAUACCUUAAGGUUGGUUCAAUUGAUAGAGCUAAGAAAUCAUUCGAAUCUUGUGGCAUCUGGCCUUUUAACGAUCAGAUUUUUUCCGAUGAAGAUUUUGCUCCUGCAAAUGUCACUGACCGUCCCAAUCCAACUGCAGAAACUUCAAGCACAGGCGAAGCCCUUAAUAGUUCAAAUCUAGCUGUUGAAUUGCCACUUACAACUACAGAAACUGUUACCCAAGUUGUCUCGUCACCUAUACCCGUCAAUAUUAAUAUUUCAGCUCCAGAUAUAGCAUUAUCUCAACUCAGAGGAACCGAAACCCUGGAAUCAACUGAUAAUCACCAGGAAGUAAUAACAACACCAGAAAAUGACGAGCCUACACCAUCCAAAUCAUCUUUUCUUAGACCAGAAGACAUCUUACCAUUACCAAAGUCAAACAUUCAGAAAAAAAGAAACAUAAAACGUAAGAAAUCAGAAAUCCUUACCAGUUCUCCUUAUAAAAAUCAAAUAGAAGCAGAACAAAAAGAAAAAGAAGAAAAGGCCAAGAAGACAAAGAAGACAUCAAAUAAAAAUAAAUCUACGACACCAAAUAGACCGACACUGCUGGAAACAAGUACGGGUACAGAAGUUGUUCGAUGCCCCCUUUGUGCCGAAGUCUACGUAGAACCUCCCGAUGAAGACUGGGUCCAAUGUAGUCAGUGUGGGGUUUGGUGGCACGAUGAGUGCUCUGACUAUCUAGGAUUCGGAGUUUUUAAGUGUGACGUUUGCGUUGGUUAA
Messenger RNA from Parnassius apollo (apollo), 1749 nucleotides. NCBI's taxonomy places the organism in Eukaryota, Metazoa, Arthropoda, Insecta, Lepidoptera, Papilionidae. The record is from the annotation of a GenBank genome assembly.